GUUCGAGUGGCGCGGGCCGGGCGCCGCGGAGCGCGGGAGCCGGCUCUUCGACCUCGCGUCGUCCGUCGUCGACAACGGCUUCCGGCUCGCGCGGGCCUGCUGCGACGCGCCGCGGGACGUCCUCGACCGCGACUGGCUCGGCGGGCCGGGCCAGUGCCUGGAGGCGCUGUUCGGCGCGGGCGACGAGGCGCGGUGGGCGACCGCGGUCGUCCGCCUCGCGGCGGCGGCGAAGAAGAUCGCCGCGGGCCAGCCGGGCCUCGUGCGGGCGCGCCUCCCGACGAAGAUCUUCGGCGACGUGCACGGCCAGCUCCGGGACCUGCUCGUGCUCUUCGGCAGCUUCGGCUUCCCGUCGCACAAGCGCGGCGGCGACGUCGAGCUCUGCAGCUACGUCUUCAACGGCGACUACAUCGACCGGGGCACGCACCAGUGCGAGGUCGUGGCGCUCCUCUUCGCGCUGAAGGUUUUGUACCCGACGCGGAUCUACCUGCUCCGGGGCAACCACCUGUGCAACCACGAGUUCAAGGCGACGUCCGAGAACAUGAAGCAGGACAGCUUCCUCGCGGCGGUGGCGCGCACGUUCCCGGACCACCCGGAGGUCUACGAUGCCUGUUUUGAUGUGUUUGCGUUCCUGCCGCUGGCCGGGCUCGUGGGCGACCGCAUCCUGGUCGUCCACGGCGGCGUCGGCGACGGCUCGUGGUCGCUCGAGGACCUCAACGACAUCCGGCGGCCGCUGGCGUCGCUGGGCGGCGAGGAGGCCUGGGUCACGCAGGCCCUCUGGUCCGACCCGUCCGACUCCGACGCGGACAUGCGGCGCGGCGUCCACAACUCGCCGCGCGGCGCUGUGCGCGGCGGCAAGAUCGUCACCUUCGGCCCGGACGUCACGGAGAAGUUCUGCGACGACAACGCGGUGGACGUCGUCGUGCGCUCCCACCAGUACGUCCGCCACGGCUACAAGUACAUGCACGGCGGCCGGCUCGUGACCCUCUUCUCCGCGCGGAACUACUUCGGCAAGGAGCGCAACGACAGCGCGAUCCUCCUCGUCGCGCGCGACGGCUACGGCCAGAUCCGCAUCCGCCCCAAGCGCCUGCCGGCGCUGGGAGCCGACGGCGCCGACUACCCGAGCCUCGCCUCGCAGACCGGCACGGUGCGCGCGACCCUCGAGGAGCUCGACUUCGUCGUCUCCGCCGCCGUCGACCUCGAGACGCAGACGGCCACCGUCGAGGUCCAGGACGGCGCGUGCAAGUGCGUGAAGAAGGACGACGGCAAGUGCCCCUGCGGCGCCAACUGCCAGUGCGCCCAGGCGGCCAUGCGCUCGGCGCUCAAGGCGGUGGGCUACACGUCCGAGGUCACGAACUGCGGCGCGAGCGGCGCGGGCAAGCCCUGCCCCGCCCAGGCGCUGGGCACCUGCACGUGCGGGCCCGACUGCCAGUGCGGCGACAACUGCGACUGCGCGUCGUGCCCCGCCAAGUGCGGCGAGAAGUCCGUCGCGUGCCCGGCGCAAGCGCUCGGCACGUGCACGUGCGGGCCGAACUGCCAGUGCGGCGACAACUGCACCUGCGCCUCCUGCCCCGCCAAGUGCGGGCAGCAGAGCGCCGCCUGCCCGGCCAAGGCCCUCGGCACGUGCACCUGCGGCCCGAACUGCCAGUGCGGCGCGGACUGCGCCUGCGCGUCGUGCCCGGGCAAGGCGACGAAAGUCGCGGUCCCGGACGUCCUCGUCAAGGUCGGCGCGGCGCUCGCGCUGCUGACCAUCGGCUUCAUCGCCGGCCGCAAGCUCAAGCUCUAG
Messenger RNA from Aureococcus anophagefferens, 1783 nucleotides. RefSeq lists its product as hypothetical. The record is from RefSeq and is a predicted model, not a curated record. The coding region runs from base 539 to 1783 and encodes 414 amino acids. Gene Ontology annotation, molecular function: protein serine/threonine phosphatase activity; metal ion binding. Gene Ontology annotation, cellular component: cytosol; nucleus. NCBI's taxonomy places the organism in Eukaryota, Pelagophyceae, Pelagomonadales, Pelagomonadaceae. The transcript has 4 exons.